Messenger RNA from Osmerus eperlanus (European smelt), 5204 nucleotides. RefSeq names its product F-box protein 34 (gene fbxo34). The coding region runs from base 427 to 2727 and encodes 766 amino acids. Lineage: Eukaryota; Metazoa; Chordata; Actinopteri; Osmeriformes; Osmeridae. Gene Ontology annotation, molecular function: protein binding. The record is from RefSeq and is a predicted model, not a curated record. The transcript has 3 exons.
GCGCUGCGCGCUGCGAGCCACAGUGGACGUCGUUUUCCUAGCUAGCUAGAUGUAGUGGUGGCCGUCAGACAGGUUUGUAGAUUGCUAGUACGCAAAUGUAGCAUUAAUGUGGUCGCACAGAAGGAAUAAUCUAAAUAUAUAAGUUUACACAGCUAGUUUAGUGUCAACUGGCUACUACUAAUGUUCAAAUUUAUUGCGAAGACUGAUGUGUCAAGACUGUGCUGCCUUGCCCUGUGUGAAUGCUCAGAAAGCGAGAGGAUUGGGAACUGAGUGAUUUCCGAGUUUUCGUCUCCAGUGGGUGGAGCCCCGAGGUCGUUGUGUUGCAACCCAACACUGCCAAGCAACGCGACAGGAGCAUUCUGGGAUAGGUGGAGCGGACAGGAGGUCCGCCCGAUCAGGCGUCUCGCUGGACUGGAUGAUGGAGCCAUGCACCUGAAGCCCCAUCCUCAUCUCCAGAAGAGUGAGCUGCGACUGGAGACCUGUCAGGACAUCCAGCGGACCGGUCUUCACCACCAGGGGGCGAUGAAGACUGAGUGGGGUCUCCUCCCGUCCUGCCCCCGCUCAGGCUCCACCAAUCCCAGCCUGGCCUCUGGGGGGCGCAGCCCUCUCACUUUCAUCUCCACCAAUCACAACGUCAGCAGCAAUGGUGGCCCCGCCUCCAGACUGAGCAGUAUCUGGGCCCGUAGGAGCAAGUCCUCCCCUUCCUCGACCUCCUCAUCCCAGAGCCCCGUCACCUUCACCUCCUCCCUGCUGCUGCUCACCUCUGGCCUGGACCACGAGGCCUCGUUCAGCCUGUACCAGGCCCAGUACCAGACCCAGGACGGGGAGGGGGAGGGGCCUCUGGACAUCUGGGCCGUCAUCAAGCCCGGCAACACCAAGGAGAAGAUCGCCAUCUUCGCCUCGCAGCAGUGUGGCGGCAGAGAUAGCGGAGGCGAGCGAGAUGGCAGUGAUGGCAGUGGGGGAGAGGAGGAGGGAGGGGGUAGUGGGGGGGAAGGGGGAGAGGUGGCACAAGAGGCGCCGGACUGUGGGUUGGGUCCCGGUGGGCUGGCGGUGCGGACUGUGUCCAUAAAGGUGAAGGGCUGCUGGGAAAGCGAGUGCUCGGUGGCCAAGCGGCGCCGGAGGUCCACUCACCACCAGGUCGUCCUCCGGGAGGGAGCCAGGCUGCUGGUUCCCCACACCCAGGGCUCCCGGGAGAGCAGCCCAGCCCGGGAGCCCCUCAGCCAGCCUCCUCUGUUGCCAGAGAGGGGGGUGUCUGUGGAGGAGCAGGACUGCCGGGUGAAGGAGGGAGAGACGGAGGAGGAGAGCGGGAAAACUCUGUCCGUGGUGGAGAUGGUGGCCUUUCUAGAGCAGAGAGCCAGCGACCAGCUUGUGGACCCUAAGCCCGUGUCUUUACGCAGCUCCACCACCAUCACCUUAUCCAAGGUCCCCCCCACCUCCCUGGCCUCCGAGCUGCUGCCCAGAGACAACCCAGACGAGGAGGGGGAGAGUGUGCGCGUGUCCGACAUGGUGGCCAAGCUGGAGUCUGAGUGCCUGAAGCGAAAGACCACGAGUGGGGACGUAGCGGGGGAGCUCUCCCGAAGCAACAGCCUGAGGAGGAGCGUAGGACGGGUGCUGCUAGCUGGGGCGGACGCAUGCUCGGCCUCUACCCAGCCUCCAACCCCUCCCACCCAGCCCCAGGAUCACACCGCCCCCAGCCCCCCAGAGAGCCCUGCGGGCCUCACGGUCAAACCCAGCAGCUGGUUUGAACCCCAGGUCUCUCUAGUCUCGGCCCUACCGUCUCCCAGUGUGGACCCAGCCUGUGGAGCCUCCAUCCAGGCCAGAAAACCUGAAGAUCCCAGCCUGGGGUCUGGAGGUCUGGAGGUCCUGACAGAGGGUGGGAGUGAUCAGUCUGUGUUACCCCAGGCCCAGGCAAGCACAGACCCCACCAGGCAGAGAGAAGACGAGCCCCUACCUGGCAUUCUGUUCUUCUCUAAGAAACCCUCGGCCCCUUCCUCUUACACACACUCCACCGAGCCCCACACGCUCACACUCCCGGACACAGUGACCAUCCUGAAGCGUGCCACAGACCCCGAGCACUCAGAGACUCUGACCUCCGCCCCUGCUUCCCUCCCUCUCCCCACGCCCCUCUCCACCUUUCACCAGGAGGAGGAGAAAGAGGAGGAGGGAGAGGGGGAGGAAGGCUCGGGAGAGGAAGGCUCGGGAGAGGAGGAGGGCAGUGCGGGUCGUGAGGCUGUGCCUUUCCCCCUGCGUCGCAUGGUGUCUCACGAGUUCCUGGAGGUGAGGUUUAAGAUCCAGCUGCUCCUGGAGCCGCAGCAGUACCUGGCCUUCCUGCCGCACCACGUCCUGCUCAAGAUCUUCUCCCUGCUUCCCACUCAGGCCCUGGCCGCCCUCAAGUGCUCCUGCCACUACUUCAAGUUCGUCAUCGAGAGCUACGGCGUGCGCCCCGCGGACUCUCGCUGGGUGUGCGACCCCCGCUACAAGGACGACCCCUGUAAGCAGUGCAAGAGGCGGUACGGCCGCGGGGACGUGUCCCUGUGCCGCUGGCACCAUAAGCCCUACUGCCAGGCCAUGCCCUACGGGCCGGGCUACUGGAUGUGUUGCCACGGCUCCCACAAAGACACGCCCGGGUGCAACGUGGGUCUCCAUGACAACCGUUGGGUGCCGGCCUUUCACAGUAUAAACAUGCCAAUCUAUAAGAGGGUCAGGGACUCUGAGGAAGAGGCCUAGGGGACGACUGGCUGACUGACCCUUCUGGGUGCUUUGUUUCUGCCUUGGAAGGCUUGAUCAAUAUGAGUGUGUUUGCCGGAGUGUGUGUGUGUAAGUGGAUGUGUGUGUUUGGGUGGCCCGUUAUAUAUUGCCAUAUAUGUGCAUGUGCAUUUACUAGUGGGAGUCUUGUCUUGAGUGCAACCAGGUUUCCUGUACUGAUACUGAUGAUGAGGAUGAUGAUGAGGAGGAAUCGCUGGAUCUGUUCUAAAUAUCCCUCGCCCCACCCCCUAACCUGACCCAGCCCUGCCCUGCUCUGCCCUUCCCCACAUCUCUAGCCCUCAGGUCCUCUGAGAUUGUCAGCACUUUAACCCAUUCAAGAAUCCUCCAGCCUCAGAAGAUUUCUGUCAGGGUAUUUUUAUUAUCUUGCUUCACGUUUUUAAUUUUUUUUUUAGGGGGAUUUAAUUCUGAUUGCUAAAGCUGUAUGGAGGAGUUGUAGGGAGGUUUCUCUUCCAGCUCCAGACGCUUGGGACCUCUGCCUCGUGAGGCAGUCAGUAUGGCUGCUGCACGGAGAGAUCAGAACCUCUGGAGGCAGGUCUGCCGGCUGUGUGCUGUCUACCCAGAGACCCAGGCACUAGUGUGAGUUACUGUGUGUCUGUGGUGCUGGGGAUGGCAGCGUCUGGUGCCCUGGUCCAGCCAUAAUGUCAAUCAGCUACCACACAUCCCACCUUCCUCUGUUGGGACACCUAGGUGAGGCUGAUGUAGGAUUGCUCGGUCCUGCUAACACCCAAAUCUCUUAAUGUUUUGAACAAACUGCAAAACAGACUGAAGGCCCAGGGAGGUUCUCCCCAUUAGUCUGCCAGCAAGAUGAUUCCGUAUCAGAACAUCAGUGUUGAUCAGUUUUGUGGUUGGCAUGGUGGGAUGGUAAGCUUUGGAGACACCCCAGUGGGUAACUAUACCCAUCUCUGUAUUUCGAGUGGAGGGGUCCGAGCAGGGGGGGUUAUGUGUUUUGAUGGGAGCCUCGGUUGGGACCCAGGUUGUGUUUACAUGUGUAAAUAAAGAGUCCUAUAUCUACAGCAGAGUGAGGAACCUCUCCACAGCAGUGAUCUGACUUGAAUGCAUUCAUCUUAUCAGUUGGUUUGAAAUAAAUACUUUUUUUUUUUUUCCUUCUCUCACCCUGUCAUGCAUAUAUUUAUGAAUCGGAUGGUUGUUUUGCUGUUAUGGGAUGGAAUUUUCUGUUGUUUAAACUCUGGUCUCUCUCUGCUGGGUGUCAUCUUGCUUUACUUUGAUGAUGAUAUCUCCUUGUGCUGUUUUCCUCCAAUGGAAAGGAUAGGCCUCGGCACCUGGUCUUUACAAUGACUUUAACUGGACAAUUUUUAGAACAAAAGAGAAUAAGGAGGACUGUAUAUGGGGGGGAAAACUGUUAUUUUUCCUAUUUUAAAGUUUGUUAUACAAUCCCUGCUGUCCGUAAUUUUACUCCAAUAAAGCGCAUUAUUUUAGGUUUUAUGUUCCUGUAAAACUGCUCUGCUGUUUAUUCUCUCAGUCUGAACUGUGGCGAGGUCUCUGUGCCUAAGACAACUUACGAAUACACCCCCUAACAAGUCUAUGCAUAGUUCCUGUCGUUGUAGUGGAAGUGAAAGCUGUUCAGACAUUCGAUGUGUCUACUGCAGUACAGGGUUCCCGCAGGGUCUUAAAAAGUUAAACAUUCUGAACUUUAAAUUUAAGGCCUUAAAACAUCUUAACUGCCAGAUGGACUUGGACUUAUAAAUGAAACUGAUAAAAGGUCAAUUUAAGACUUGGUUACGUCUUUCCUGGUGGGACAGCUGGGUACCUGGAAAGACAGUCGGCAGAGAGGAUCUGGGGAGUGCGCUGUGGCUACAGGGAUCUGGGCCCACGGAUGUGUUUGGCACUAUGCUCUGUGCUGGUUUUGAAACCAGGUUGUUGUGGUGUAGGCCUUUGUUCUCAACCCACUACACCACAGGGUCCCCCUUCAAUAUACUUGUAAAUAACAUUUAUAUUACUUAACUGAUAUCAGUUAAAUUAAUUAUCAAUUGGUUUGAGUGAGAUUUGAACCAGGGGUACCGUGUUUGGCAGUAGACUCGAUGGUACACAUGCUGAGCCACAGAGGUUUCCUGCAACGGUACCUUCUACAAGAUGGUGUAAUUGCCCUUAUGACACUACUAAAUGCCAAUGAACAACAAACGUUUUGUUUGCCAAGUUAUAAAACAGAAUACUGAUAUGACCUGAAACUGUUGUCUGUUUUACAGAUGAAUGCUAUGCCUACCACUGGACUUGCAUUUAUAGAGAUUCUCCAUCAAAAUUAUAUCUUGUCGCUACGAACAAGGACGAUGUAGCUCUAGAGCCCCUUUCCUGGCAGGAUUGGCAGGUAAAGUUAAGUGGCGUUUCACAACAUGGGAAAUCAUGGCUGCAAGCCUAAAUGCAAGAGAAAGGGAAGGUUUUUCCUUUCCAGAACGUGACUCAAUAAAGAACAUGGAAACGUU